AAAAAAGAGGAAGUAGAAGAAACCAGUUACGUGACGCGUAUCCGCUCUACACAAAGCUAACAGCUAAUGGCUAAUAACAACGUCCUAAACCCUGGUUGAAUUACAAUUUUAAAGUAACAUUGUUUUUCCUGAAACAUGGAAACCACCGGCAGCUCCUGUCAAGUGGAAAACGCUGAUAUAUUCCUGCCGCUGUCGUCAUUGAGGCUGCUGAUUCCUCCUUUGAGGCUUCUCUCUGCAGCAAUGUGGCAGGUCGCUCAGCAGAGAGACGUCCUCGAUUAUGAUAAGCUGGAUGAGUUUGUCACGCUGGUGACAGCGACAGCGCCAGACCUGCUCAGUCCAAAGCAAAGAGGAAAGCUGCUUCUACGCCUGAGAGCCAGAAUUAUUCUUGAGUUGUGCAGAAAUGAGGAAACAGCCAAAACAUUGUGCGUUGAGCCUCAUCUGGAAAGAAUCCGCCCAGCUGGAUACACAGGAAGUGGAGAUGCAGAGGUGGAUGCAGAGGUGGCUAUUUUUGUUGAGCUUGUUCAGACACUUCUGAAAGACCCAGCAGAGAGGGAGCAUUUCUACCGGGAGGUUUUUCCCACAGAUUAUGGUCUCAACUACGACACAGACAUGCAACUCCUUGUAUGGGAGUUUCUUUCCAAACUAGAGAAACUCCUGCCCGUACCAGACCUCAGUCAGACUGUUUCAUGGCUGACCUCUGCCCCCUCUGUACUGAAGGACUGCUUACAACCACUCUCAAGUCCGGAUGACCUGAGGUCACUGCUGCAACACCACAAGAGCCUUGAGCACCUUGGAACACAAGGCACCACUGUGGAGAUGUCCACCCAGGUCUUUGCCUGCCCAGAGUGUCCGUUCUUUCACAUGCAGGAGUCCUACCUCCUGCAGCACAUCGAGCACAGUCACCCCGAGCAGUACAGCAAAAUGCAGAGUGCUGCAGAAAAACCUGUGGCCCAAAGGAGGAAGGUCCAGCGUCCUGAAUUCCCCAAACCUUUCCCUAUCCACGACAGGCCUGACCCUCACACAUGCCAGGAGUGUGGCAAAACCUUCACACGAGCCUCAGAUGUAACGCGUCACCAGCGGACGCACACAGGCGAGCGCCCGUACACCUGCGGGGAGUGUAAGAAGGGCUUUAAGAACUCUUGGGAUCUGACCAGACAUCAGCGCAUCCACACUGGAGAGCGACCCUUCCUCUGCUCGCAGUGCGGGAAACGCUUCACACAGAUGGGGCUGCUCAAGCUGCAUUUUGAACGAACUGCCUGUGGCCAAACCUGCAACCCUCCCCUUGAAUUUAUGACCGAGGUGGUUGUAGCUGAGGAGACAUCAGAGAGAGUGGGCGGUCAGUACAAAUGCCAGAAAUGUGGUGAGAGCUUUAGCAGCAUCUUGGAGAGGCUGCGGCACAGGCAGAGUCAUGUGGUGAGGCGUCAGUACAAAUGCCUGCUGUGUGAGAAGAUAUACAGCCGAGCAUCAGACCUCAAGAGACACCAGAUGAAACACACAGGGGAGCGGCCGUUUGCCUGCGAGUGUGGAAAAAGCUUCACUCAUGUUUGGCUUCUGAAUAAGCACCGACAGAUCCACACCAGGGAGCGUGCGUUUCCCUGCACAGAGUGUGGAAAGAGCUUCACGCAGCUCCAGAUUCUCAACAGGCACCUGCUGACCCAUAGUGGCCAGCGGCCUUUCCAGUGCUCCUACUGUGAGAAGAGCUUCAGCCAGCUGGCCAGCCUCACACGCCACGAAAGAACCCACACAGGCGAGAGGCCUUUUCUCUGCUCCACCUGUGAGAAGACAUUCCUCACACACGGAGAGCUGGUGAGGCAUCAGCGCAGCCACAGUAACUUCAGGCCGUUCAGCUGCCCACAGUGCCCCAAGAGCUUUAAAACUAAAAGAGCUCAGAGCGAACACCUCAACACACACACAGGAGAACGUCCAUUUGCCUGCAACCGCUGUGGGAAAAGGUUUGCCAAGUCCACAUCACUUGUCCGCCAUAAUCUGACUCACACAGGGGAGCGGCCGCACCAGUGCUCACAGUGCGGAAAGACCUUUCUCACGUCUGGUGAGCUCCUCCUCCACAAACGCAUUCACACAGGAGAAAGGCCGUACCCCUGCUCCUACUGUGAGAGGAGGUUCAGGUGCUCCUCAGACCUCAACAUGCACGUCCGGACGCACACAGGGGAAAAGCCUCACAGCUGUGUGUUCUGUAAAAAGACUUUCUCUACUUCUACCCGACUGAAGAGGCAUGUACGCACACACAUGGAGAAGGGCAUCGUCGUGGAAUCAUUGAAUCUUUGAUCUGAGAGGAGUGAAUGUUAAAUAUUAGAUGAUCACUGUGGUUUUCGAAAAAAAAAUGAAAUAAAACUUAUAUUUGAUUAA
Notolabrus celidotus (New Zealand spotty) is the source of this 2367-nucleotide messenger RNA. Its product is annotated as zinc finger protein 2 homolog. The transcript is spliced from 7 exons. The coding region runs from base 136 to 2286 and encodes 716 amino acids. Lineage: Eukaryota; Metazoa; Chordata; Actinopteri; Labriformes; Labridae. The record is from RefSeq and is a predicted model, not a curated record.